Messenger RNA from Diaporthe citri, 531 nucleotides. RefSeq lists its product as uncharacterized. The record is from RefSeq and is a predicted model, not a curated record. The transcript has 3 exons. Bases 1 to 531 code for a protein of 176 amino acids. NCBI's taxonomy places the organism in Eukaryota, Fungi, Ascomycota, Sordariomycetes, Diaporthales, Diaporthaceae.
AUGUCGCAAGGAUCGAUUAUAUUCACCGGUGCACCGUACCAUAUCCUGGCAUAUGGGUCUCUAUUUGGGACAACGGUCUGGACAAUCAUCCAAUUCAAGACACUCCCUGUCCUUCAGUUCUCAGAUCUACAAACAAACACCUUCCCGUGGUACUUUGGCUUGCAGACUACGCUACCCGUCGUCCUUGCCGCGACUUUACCUGGGAGACCUUUUGGACCCGCCGGCGGCGUGCAGGGACUGUUCGACCCAGCCAAUAGGUGGGGGACUCUCCUCCCCCUCGCCACCGUCUUCAUCACCGGGCUCGCCAAUUGGGUUGUCCUCUUGCCAGCGUCAGUGGCUUGCAUCGCGGAGAGGAGGAAGCAGGAAGAGAAAGAUGGCAAGAGAAGCUGGGACCCAAAGCCACACAGCCAAGAGAUGACUGCGCUGAACAAGAAGUUCGGCAUGCUUCACGGCAUCUCCUCGCUGCUCAAUGUGGUCAAUUUUGCGGCCUCAGUGGUUUACGGGUUUACUCUUGCGGAGAGGAUUCACUGA